CUGCAGACGUGAGAGACAAGACAUGCCAAGCUGACCACAAGCAUUGCUUAGGCUUCAAUCUGAAGACCGCAGCACUGCACAAACACACACUGGGUGUGAGUUUCUCACACAAGCAGUAGUACUGGCAUUAUGAGUGGAGAAAGCUUGGGGAUGUGUGUACUGGUCACGCUGUUGAGUCUCAUGGUACUGGAAUCAGUUCACGGUCAGCAUAUUGCAGAGGAGCCUUGCUCAGUCCAAAUCCUUGUUCCGGGACUUAAAGGGGAAAUCGGGGAGAAGGGGGAGAAAGGGGCGCCUGGGAGACCUGGCAGAGUGGGGCCACCUGGAGAGUCGGGACCUCCUGGACUUAAAGGACAAAAAGGUAUCAUGGGACGUUAUGGAAAAAUGGGUCCCCCCGGAUUAAAAGGUUUAAAAGGUGAUAUGGGAGAGCCAGGUCCCAAAGGUGAAAAUGGAGAGCCAGGGCUCCCCUGUGAGUGUGGACCCUUGCGAAAGAUGAUUGGUGAAAUGGAUAAUCAAGUGGCGCAGUUAACCAGUGAACUGAAGUUCAUUAAAAAAGCACUGCCCUCCCCUGCAGCUGUCGCUGGCAUUAAAGAGACGGACAGUAAGGUGUACCUGCUGGUGAAGGAGGAGAAGCGUUACAGAGAUGCCGAGCUCUACUGCCAGGGCAGGGGUGGGCACUUGGCUAUGCCCAAAGAUGCCAGUGCAAACAGAGCCAUUGCUGGCUACAUAACAGAAGCUGGUCUAAGCAGAGUGUACAUCGGCAUUAACGACCUGGAGCGUGAGGGACAUUUUGUGUAUGUGGAGCGCUCACCUAUGAGCACCUUUACUAAGUGGCGGGAAGGAGAGCCCAAUAAUGCUUAUGAAGAUGAGGAUUGUGUGGAGCUUGUUUCCUCUGGGGAGUGGGUCGAUGUGGCCUGCUCUCUAACCAUGUACUUUGUGUGUGAGUUUGACAAAGACCAGAUUUGAGCAACCCCACCCUGGUAAGGGAGAUUAUAGUAAUGGGUUUUGCAGCCUUGUAGCCAAGAGAGUGAAUACUGAGAUGCCAAUAGAUACUCUGAUCUGAUUCUGAUGUGUGUGAGAAAACCUUAAUAUCAUUAUAUUGUUGUUUCUUUUCUAGACUGAUAGUGUACUAAACUGUUAUAUAAAUAUUAAAUAUUCAAACUUUUUCUGCAACAUGUUUUGAAGAGGAUGGUGUCUGUGAUUCUUAUGGAAUUAAAUCUGUAAAGAAUGUAUUUCUAAUAUUUUUCAUUUGCUAUGGACUUUAUAGAUUGCCCUUUAUCAUGUAUUACUUUGUAUUUGUAUAUAUUAAGUCAUAAAUAAAAAUAUAUAUCAUUUAUUACAA
Hemibagrus wyckioides is the source of this 1339-nucleotide messenger RNA. It is a transcript of the gene colec11, whose product is annotated as collectin sub-family member 11. The transcript has 7 exons. The record is from RefSeq and is a predicted model, not a curated record. Bases 130 to 963 code for a protein of 277 amino acids. NCBI's taxonomy places the organism in Eukaryota, Metazoa, Chordata, Actinopteri, Siluriformes, Bagridae.